GAGUGGGGAUUUUAUCUUAAGAGCAGUGGGGAGUCAGUGAUGGGUUUUAGACAGAGGAGGGGAUGAUCGAAUUUCUAGUUAAGGAAGCUCCCCUGUCCGCAAGGAGGAGGGAGGGCCACUGAGAACAAGACCAGAGGCAGGGAGGUUGGGCGGUGCCCACACGGGCACAGGCCGACAAUCUCUCAAGGGUCUGCGCUCAGGCCGCAGCAGUGGGCCGGGAGGAGGGCGGGGGCUGUAGGAACUUGCUAAGGAGGUGAGACUCACAGGACGGGUGAUAGGCUGGGUGUGGGGGCAGAGGAAAGACCCUGGGAUGGUCCCAGGCCCCUGCUUGGAUGCUUGGCCGGGUGUUGGUGCCUUCACUGAUCUGGGGACAUGGGAAGAGAGGCUGGAUUAUUUGCAGGGAGAUACUGAACUCAGGCUGAGUUCCAAGGUCUCUCUUAGCGUCUAGCACAGUGCCUGGUAGACAGGAAGCCCUCAGUAUAUAGCUAUGGAGGAAAUGAAUGAGUGAAUGAAGGAACGAAUGAGGUCCCACAGCCUUCAUAGCCUCACAAUUCAAGCAGCUGCCCUCUGAGUCCCUACCUCCUUCCGCUCCCACCUGAGUCCUGGCUGCUGGUGCCCCAGCCACGAUUACUUUGCCAAAGAAUUGCUCUGGCACUGGGAGGUUUCUUCGUGCAAAAAGCAUCAGUUAUGGCCCCCAAGUCCCCAGGGGUGGGUGGCCUGGUCUCUUGAUCCUUCCUAAUGCCCCCCCUCCCUGGGUGGCUCCACUCUAGCCGACAUCCACAAUGCCUGGCACUGAAGAAGCCCAAGGCCCAGCCCCGCCCAGGCUGCAAAGGGUCCCUGUCCGAGGAGACUCACACCACUCCCAGGGCCACCUCUACAGGGCACUGCAGAGUGCAAGAUGCCGAGGAUGCCAGGUGAUGCUCCUUGUUUCUCUGACUGAAGAGUUCACAGGGAUCUCUGCGGGGAUGCACUCCUUCCUCAGCCCCUGCCCCCACAUCCCGUGAGAGUGCCUGCCAUGCUCACACCGAUGUAGGAGAGGCCUGUGGGCAGGAUGGGCCUGGGCAGGAACACAGCAUCUGUUGGGAACCUGGGCCAGGGAUGGGGGUGGAAUGUGGCUAUAGCCUUGACGAAGCUACGGCUGGGACUGGGAGAGACAACUAAGGACAGGCCAUCCUGUCUUGAAAGAAGCUGAAGGACCAACAGGCUGAGACCCAGGGAACAGAACAGCCAAGUCAGGAGGGCAGGCUCCCAUAAGGCCAUGGCCAGGGGCUGGCCCAGCAGGCACCCGAUCCCUGGGCCCCUAAAGCUGGCUGCCCUAUGGACUCUCACAGAGGGGAAGACCCCUGGCCAGGUGCAACUCCCUGGACUCCCUGCCAUUCAGGGCAGUGUUGGUUGGCAUGGGGGCAGGCAAGCAAGAUCCCAAGAUCUCCUGGGAUGGCCCCAGCAAAGCCAAAGAUGGAGGUGCAGGAUGCAGGCUCCACUCCCAGACCACAGGACUCUCCAUCACAGAUCCUAACACCCACCGGGGCCCCAACCCCCUGCCCCACGAGAUCCACCACCACACUGGCAUUUCCCUCCCUCAUUAGACUGUGAGCUUCCAGAGGGGAGGCAGCCCAGCCCACCCUGGGACCGAGGAAGGUUGUUAAAUAAAAUGAAGCACAGGGACUGGGUAGGUUCAUGAGUACGGAAAGAGGCAGGCCUCAGUUUCCCCCUCUUUGCAGAAGUCAGCCAGGCAUCCACCAGAGGUCUGGGGGCAUGGGGCAGGGUGGAAGAGAGUGGAAGAGCAAGAAUUGGGGGAGAGGGCUCCCUGCUGGGAGGGAAGGGACAGAAGAAAGGACAUAAAGAGGCAGGCCCUGCCAGAAAGAAAUCUCAGCCCUCCACAUAACACCUGUGAGGGUCCCAGUCCCAUCCCCAUCUGCUCCCACAGAUCCAUGUCUUGCUCACAGGCACCAGCUGGGCACAAACGAUCACGCACCCACAUGUGCAGCACACGCACACACACAGGCACACGUGCCAGCCCAGAGCUUCCCCCAAGCCUGGGGUCCACCUCCAGCCACCUGGCCCCUGACCAGAGCAACCAGACUCUCCAGGGCUAUGGGUGCCCUCUCACCCUGUCCCAGCCCUAGAGCCUGAUGCUGACCUGGAACCCCAAAGGAGAUACCCAAAGGCAGAGGGGCGAGGGAGCCACACCAUAAAGCCAGAGGAAAGCAGAGGAGGAAGCUGGGAGGCAGUGUCUCUGGCUAAGCUUGGGACACCUGUCAGCACAGGCACUGCCAUGGGUCCAGGCUUUGGUGUCAGGCGAGUUGCGGCCUAGGAGGCCUCCCCACUCACCAAAGUCCAAAGAGCACAGGUGUGGCCGCCUUGUGGCGUCAUCUCCAUAAGGCCUGCCUGCUCGCCCAGGGCCCGCCUGAUCACAGGGGCUCUGCCUGUGGCCGCUAGCAGAGAAGCUACUGGCCUCCCACCACCAGCACCAGACCACCAGCUCAAACACCCGCCCCUCGGGGGCAACAGCCAGCCGGCCUCGCUGGAACCAGGUAAGGGCCUGAUCCUCAGGAAGAUUAGGGCCCAGCCCAACCGCAGGGGACCCCAGGGCUGUGGGGGCAACUCAGUGGCUUCCCAGGCCAGGGUCUCCAGCCCAUUCCCAGAUGCAGCCAGGAGGAGCAACCUCAAGAAGGCCUGGGACUGAGGCGCUGGCCGGGAAGCAGGACCGGGGAGCCAGGGUCCAGAAGCAUCUGGGCUGCUUCUCCGAGGGUCGGGAUGCAGACACCCCUUCCCUGCUUCAAGCCACUAAAUUCAGGGGAUAAAUGGGGGAAACUGCCCCUGCCCCAGGGGGAAGGCAGGCCAAACCCAGCCCCCUCCCUGCCUCGACUUGCCCACGGGGACCCACAGGGACCAUCCUGGCCUGGGGGACUUCAGGAGCAGGGCUGACCACAGCCGAGCUCACUUUCUCUCCUUUCUCUUCCGUGUCUAGAAGCAGGAAGUGCUGUAGCCUGGGGGGAGCUGGGGAGACAGGGAGCAGGUUUCUAGCACCCUUACCCUUGGAGAGGAAAGGGGUCCCUCAAACAAGGCAAAUAGAGCACCAGCCACCUCCUCCACAAUCCCUUAGAUGUUUACUAGCAACUGACCUCCCCAUCACUGAGUCAUCUUAUGAGAUCCUCUGUUAUUUUCAUAACACUGCUAAUAAAUGGGUGUGGGCCACUGUCUUAUACUUUGCCCAGGGUAUUCCAGGGUUUCUGUACAACUCAGGUGCACCACAUAGAGGCAUGGAUGCCCACAAAACUCACAUCCUAUUCAUGAUAUAGACACACCUCAUUCAAAUAACACAUACCCUUGAUCCACAAGUUCAGUUAGCUCCCGCCCUGGCCCUGCACACACAUACGCACCACAUUGACCUCCAUCCCAUUUCAACAUAUUCUAGACCCCUCUGUGCCGAGAAGGCGCUGGGGAGAUGGGGUGGCAGGUCUGUCCUCAGGAGGUCACAGCCCAGUGACAGUGUUAUAUACAUAUAACAUAUGUAAACAGUUAAAGCAUGGAGUUGGCAGCCAGACUGGGCAGGUUCGGUCUCCAUUAAAUACUUACUUGUGACCUCAGGCGAGGUCCCUCUUUGAGCCUCAGCAUCCUCAUCUGGUAAAUGGGCUAAUAACAGUAUCCACCUGGCGAAGUUGUUUCCAGGAUUAAAUGAGAAGGUAACAUCCAUGGAACAGCGCUCAGCACAGACAGCCAAGGAAGAAUGAGCGAAGGUAGUGAAAAUUAAAGGAGGGGCUUGCACCAGGCUCACAGCACUAACCAGGGGGCUGUCCUUAGGGAGGAACGCACAAGGUUCUGCAUGGCAUUAGGAGGCCACUCUGGGCAGGGUAGGGUGUGGUGAUCAAGGAGGGCUUCACUGAAGAGGUGAUACUUGAGCUGGAAUGUAAAGUGUUGGGUGAGGAGGGGCUCUGGGCAGAGGGUUCAGAGUAUGGAAAGACAAAGAGACAGGAGACUUGGUCAGACAUUCAGGGAAGUGCAGAUCACUGACAAAUCCUACAGAGCCCCAUCAUAAACGUGCGUACACACAUGCACGUGCACACGCACACACACCUCUCCUGAGCGGGUCCCCACUUUUGGAGCCAAUAUUGGCCUCCUUUCCGUGGCAGAAUGGAAACAGGUUUGGACAAGAGGCUACUUUGGCAGGGAAGGCUGCUGAACCUAACAGCAUCCCUCCAAGAGCUGGGUGUAGCCCAUCCAUCUGGCAUCUUUCACACUCAAGCUCAGGGCGGGACCUGGUCCCAGGUGCCUGGCCACACAGCUUUCCUGGGACCAUCGGAAUGCACUUUAUUGACCAAAUAAUGGGAAGCUGGAGGCUGCCUUGGGGCCUCCCAGGCCCAGCCAGGAUGGAGGGCUCCUCAGUGGAGCACAGGGCUGGAGAUGGCUCCAGAAAGGCCCCUGGAAUGGGGGGCUUUGGGUCUGGUCCCACGUGCUCCAGAUCACAGCCUGGUCCAAGCCUCAGGCCCGGGUCAGAGAGUCAUCUCAGCCGCGUCAACAUGUCCCGGCCCAGCAGCAGAGCCAUUUACCUGCAGCGGAAGGAGUACUCCCAGAACCUCGCCUCAGAGCCCACCCUCCUGCAGCACAGGGUGGAGCACCUGAUGACUUGUAAGCUGGGGGCUCAGAGAGUCCGGGAGCCCAAGGAUGCUCUGCAGAAGCUGCAAGAGAUGGAUGCUCAGGGCCGGGUGUGGAGCCAGGACUUGUUCCUGCAGGUCAAAGAUGGCUGGCUCCAGCUGCUGGACAUCGAGACCAAGGAGGAACUGGACUCUUAUCACCUGGACAGCAUCCAGGCCAUGGACGUGGCACUCAACACCUGCUCCUACAACUCUGUCCUGUCCAUCACCGUGCAGGAGUCAGGCCUGCCAGGCACCAGCACUCUGCUCUUCCAGUGUCAGGAAGUGGGGGCAGAGCAGCUGAGGACGAGCCUGCAGAAGGCCCUGGAUGAGGAACUAGAGCAAAGCAGACCCCGAUUUGGAGCCCUUCGCUCAAGCCAGGACAAAUGGAGGGGGUCUCCUCUGGAAAGGCCACUCCCUAAGGAGCAGGUACCCCCACUGGAGCGGGGGCCCCCUCCAGAACAGCCCCACUGGAUGACCCCAGAGUACAGCAUACCACAGUCCCCAAGGGCCCUGACACGCCACUCCAGUGCCCGCGAACCAAGCACCUUCGCUCUGCCUCCUCCCAUGCGACCCCCAUCCCCCGAGGACCUGGAGAGGGAUGAGGAGGUGCUGAGCCACGUGCUAAGGGAUAUCGAGCUGUUCGUAGAAAAGCUGAAGGAGGCCCAGGCAAAGAUCAGUGGGAUGACACAAGCACAGUACAUCGAUUGCUUCCAGAAGAUCAAGUACAGCUUCAACCUCCUGGGGAAGCUGGCUAUCAGACUGCAGGAGACAAGUGCCCCUGAGUUCAUACACAUCCUCUUCCAAACUCUGGACUUCAUCCUGGCCCAGUGCCCUCAGCCUGGCCUAGCAGCGCAAGUGAUCUCACCCCUCCUCACCCCUAAAGCCAUCGACCUGCUGCAGUCCUGUCUGAGCUCACCUGAGAAUGACCUCUGGAAGGGACUGGGUGUGGCCUGGACUACCAGCCGGGCCGACUGGACAGGCAAUGAGCCCCCACCCUACCAACCUACAUUCUACGAUGGUUGGCAGCCUCCAAAACCCUCCAACCAGGCACCCUCAGGAUACCAGGACUCUCCUUCCCUCCGGUGCCAAUCCAUUUUCACAAAACUACCCACACAUGCCUCUGAUUUCCCAGUGCUCAGCCCUAGGUUAGGGAGUACCUCACACUUCACUCAAGAGGAGACAUACAACUAUGGCCCUCAGCCUGGGGACCCCAACUUCAGGCCCUCCAGCCCCAGACCUGCCAAGCCUGCCCUGCAAAUGCAAGUCCUAUAUGAGUUCGAAGCAAGGAACCCACAGGAACUGACUGUGGUCCAGGGAGAGGUGCUGGAGGUUCUGGACCAGAGCAAGCGGUGGUGGCUGGUGAAGAAUGAGACAGGACAGAGUGGCUACAUUCCCAGCAACAUCCUGGAGCCCCUGCAGUCGGGGACCCCUGGGAGCCAGAGCCAGUUACCCCCUCGGGCUCCAAUGCUUCGACUUAGCUCAAGGCCUGAGGAGGUCACGGCCUGGCUGCAAGCAGAGAACUUCUCCACCGCCACGGUGAAGACACUUGGGCCCCUGACAGGGAGCCAGCUGCUUCACAUAAGACCCGGGGAGCUACAGAUGCUGUGUCCACAGGAGGCCCCACGGGUCCUGGCACGGCUGGAGGCCGUCAGAAGGAUGCUGGGGGUAAGGACACUCUGGGGUCCUGACCCCUACUGGAAAUAUGGGAUGUUCCCUGGACAAGCCAGCAGGCCCAGCCCUGGGGUGGAGGUGAGGUGGCAGUUGCUGGCACAGGUUAUCCUUCCAGGGUCUUGACUUCAUGUGCUCUGGCAUGCCUUGAGGCUCCAACUGAUUGUUGACAUGAGCUGUGGGGGGGCCUCGCCUGGCACCAGCCUCAUCUCAAUCCUUUUCUUUCCUCAGAUGGGCCCUUAAGCACCAACGCAGACACCUCCAAGACCAAGGCCCUCUCACAAACAAGACGGCGGAUCCAUCUUCAGAGCCCCAAGAAUUCCUCUUUCAGGUCCCCAGUUUGCAGCAAACCCCACACCCCAGCUCACACAGCA
This is a messenger RNA of Equus caballus (horse), 6679 nucleotides long. The record is from RefSeq and is a predicted model, not a curated record. NCBI's taxonomy places the organism in Eukaryota, Metazoa, Chordata, Mammalia, Perissodactyla, Equidae.